Messenger RNA from Eurytemora carolleeae, 561 nucleotides. RefSeq lists its product as uncharacterized. The coding region runs from base 13 to 540 and encodes 175 amino acids. The record is from RefSeq and is a predicted model, not a curated record. The transcript has 7 exons. Lineage: Eukaryota; Metazoa; Arthropoda; Copepoda; Calanoida; Temoridae.
GGCCGUUGCUCCAUGUCUAUAAAAUCCAACAAUUCCUAUAUUCUAAACCCAAAUUUCCCGAGCGCAUAUAAAACCCCAGGUACUUGUACCUAUUAUAUCAACAAAGAAGAACCCAAUAUUUGUGUUGCCAGGUUAGAUAUGGUUCAAAUGGUAUUAACGAAUCCAGACGGUGACGGUUUAUGUAAUGAAAAAGACUAUCUAGAGAUAUCUACUCCAUCUGGAUAUGUUACUCCCAAAUUAUGCGGGAAAAACUCCGACUACCAUAUGUAUGUUGACAUAGGCCCAGUACCAACGGAUAACCUUGUAAUUAUGUUUACGCUGGUUGGAACACAACAAAACAGGUACUGGGAGAUCCUAGUGAAGCAGUACACUUGUGGGUCUAAUCUUGUUCCAAUUGUUGGAUGUAUGCAGUACUUUACUGGGAUUUCUGGUUUAUUUGAAAGUUAUAACUGGGAGAAUUCUGAUGCUUUUUUCCACCUUGCAAAUAUGGAUUAUUCAAUAUGCUUCAGGGAUCAAUCUUCUUCGAACAUCAGACAUUAGACAUAUUUAAUUUAGACAAUA